CCGGUGGGCGUGGGCGUGGGCGUGGGCGUGGGCGUGGGCAUGGGUGUGGGUGUGGGUGUGGGCGGCGGCGUUAGUAACAACAAUGGCGGAAUUGAGGGGAGAGUGGUGGUCGGAAGAGGAAAAAGAAGGGCCGUGGAGGAACCGGUGGAUAAGGCCACGCAGCAGAAGCAGAGGAGGAUGAUCAAGAAUCGAGAAUCGGCGGCGAGGUCCCGGGAACGCAAGCAGGCAUAUACAGCUGAAUUAGAAUCUUUGGUGACCCAAUUGGAGGAGGAAAAGGCACGCCUUUUGAGGGAAGAGGCUGAGAAGAGCAAAGAGCGGCUUAAACAGCUGGUGAAGAAUCUCAUUCCGGUCGUGGAAAGUCGCCGACCGCGACGCCCUCUCAGGAGAAUCAACUCGAUGAACUGGUAGGCAUUCUGGUAGGCAUGCUUGCCGAUGCUUGACUAAUAAUGGAGAGGCAACAGAUUUACCUGACAUGUCACCAAAAUGACACAGAGGAUUCUCUGAGACGAGAAUAGUGAUUGCUAAUGAUGCAGAUGAACAAAUUGGCCAGAGAAUCAUGAUAAUGCUAAUUUCCAGUUACUCAGGAGAGGCGGUUGUUUCAGAAGCUCAGGAAGUUCACACUGUAAAGAGGAGCUUUCGUCCAUUGUGCAGCCUGAUAUGUCAAUAUCUUUUCUAGAUCGUUGCUUUGACCAUGUAGUAAAAACGCGGUUCAUCAGUUUGACAUAUAGAAUAGCAUGUAUUCAUUAAUUGUUGCCCA
Molecule: messenger RNA, 757 nt
Organism: Eucalyptus grandis
Lineage: Eukaryota; Viridiplantae; Streptophyta; Magnoliopsida; Myrtales; Myrtaceae
Product: bZIP transcription factor 12
Exons: 4
Coding region: 40-408 (122 amino acids)
Biological process (GO): positive regulation of DNA-templated transcription
Cellular component (GO): nucleus
Molecular function (GO): DNA-binding transcription factor activity
Source: RefSeq, a predicted model, not a curated record